This is a messenger RNA of Paramuricea clavata, 15207 nucleotides long. The record is from the annotation of a GenBank genome assembly. Lineage: Eukaryota; Metazoa; Cnidaria; Anthozoa; Malacalcyonacea; Plexauridae.
ACAAAUUCUACACUUCAAUUGGACACAAAGAAGAUGAUUCAGAAGAAAACGUAAGUCGUUCAUGGAGUUUUCAAAUACCUAAUACAUAACCAUUCCUCAUCUGAAAAAUUUGGCAUUAAAAAGUAAAAAAAUCAUGGGUUGGAUAACUCAUAUUUAGCGAGACUUACAGUAGAUAGUUUAAUAUCGAUCAGCCAUGCACUUAUGUAUAAUAUAUCAAUUUGUUUUUUUAGUUAUGUUAUUCUGCUUGUGGUAUCUACAAGUCAUCCAGAGUUUGGUAUCCGUCAAGCUAUGACCACAAUCUUCUUUCGUGUGGAGUCUGGAAUCCCACCACAGCUGCAAACCAGGUACGAUAUACAUAUACUUAGAAUAUGUUCAACUGAAUAAAUGCCGCGUUCAAACAAACUCGUGCAUCAAUGAUGCCCCGAUACCAUCCAACAGUGUUGAAUUUGUGGGGUAAAAUCGCCAGAUUUAUCGUAAUUGAAAAGGUGUGCUUUAAAAUAUUUGUGAAAGUAACUAUACCGUAUAAAAUCAGUGAUGUAACUUAUUAAACUUAACUACACCUUUACCACUUGCCAUCAUGCAGGACAAAUGAAACGUGAAUAAACUGGUUGCCGGAAUAAAAUCCACGUCACAUUGGUUGCCAGAAUAAAAUCCACUUCGCCUGCACAUAUUAACAACAUUUGAAGCAAAUAAGGAUUCACUAAUCACCAUUCGAGUAUCAUGUUUUCCUUUAACCAAUUCAAUUGAAGAUUUGGAGUGUUGAUUUCAGCUGCUUUUGUUAAUAAAGAAUAAAAAACAGAAUAAAAAACAAAAUUUGAAUAUUGUUGGUUCGAGUCAAUAUGUUUGAUCCGUUUGAACAAACCUUUUUUAAAACCUUAAAAGGUUUUAAGAAACCUCUUUCUGUCUGUCUUUCAUUGUAUACUUGCUUUUUCCCGUUGUUACAGCUGCUCCAAAAACUGUAAAGAUAAAAUAAUUUCUGAUGAGAAAACUAUACUACAGUCGGAGUGCUCGGCAUUCUGCUCUGGAGAGUUGACGUUCAGUUGGUCUUUAUAUUGUUACGACGACAUCAACACCCCUGAACCUUUGAACUUGUCGUCACUGCACGAAGUUCCUCAAAGUGAAUUUCAGGAUAUGGUCUAUAACCCCAUCAAUGAACUGGAUCUUGCUAUAAAACCUUACUCGUUACAACCUGGCAAGAAAUAUACACUAGCAUUCCGAGCUACGCGUCCGACUGGUACCCUUGGGGAACUGAGAACUACUCUACUCGUGAAUUCGCCGCCAGCUGGUGGUAAGUAGGGCCUGCCCAGGGACGUCCCUCUGGUGUGUGUGUAGGGGGCGGGGGGGGGACACCUUGUAAACCUGAAAUGUUCACCUUGUAAAAAAACACACCUCACAAGCAUUCAGUUUUCAAUCAAGAAUUUGGUGGAGUCAAACCUUUGAAAAGUUGCCCAAAAUAUCAGGACACCCCUCUCCCUACCCCAAUGUUAAUGACUUCGCGGCGUCCCUGGGCCUCCUUCGACAGUCCAGUUUUGCAUGUGUCAAAAAUAAUUCUAAUUAGAUCUAAGGAAUCUAUAAUAUUUGCACUCGAGGUUUUCAUCCACAUAAAUCCUUCAUCAUAUUUGGUAUACCGAGCGAGAUGCAAGGACGUCGCGAAGUCAUCAACAUGGGGCGUCCUGAUAAUAUUUUCCAUUUUUACCAAUGUUUCCAGCUUAAAAAUUAUUGGGGACGUCACUGGCGGGACACCCAAAAAUCCUUAUAUUUCCCUAAUACUUAAACAAUUUAACUUCAGGCACGUGUGCUGUGUCGCCAUCAUCUGGCAUUGCUCUGUCAACCAACUUCACCUUCACUUGUGACGGAUGGACGGAUCCCGAGUCGCCUUUGACCUACGAGUUCUCGUACGGAAAUAAUCAAACGGAGACAUUGUUCCACUUUCGUACAAUCGCUUCUGGUACGAAAUUCAGUCUCGUUGAUUGGUUACCAGCUGGAGAGGAAAGUAGCAAUUAUACUCUAACUGUUACGGCAAAAGUGAAAGAUUCAUACGGAUCCAGUUCAAUUGAACAGUUUAUGAUACAAGUAAGUGGACACUUUGGAUAAUCUAGACUGCAGGAGAGCAGCCUCACAUCAAAUCAGUGUCGGUAAAUUCCCGACAGCGCCACGACAGCACCGCUACCAGGAAAUGUUUAACAAAAUAUCUUCGCAGGAAUUUUUCUACACCUUGCAGGAAAUUUUAGUUAUUUCAUACACUGGAAUACCAUAUGAUUUAUUUUUGAACUAUAGCAGUUUAUGGAUCGGAAGAUAGUUGCAAAAAAGUAGUAUACAACGACGUAUUGACCAUGUUAGUUUAUUACCGUGGCGAUAAACUGCGCCUGUUUUCCGCAUACCACGCUGUCCUCACUGUUCUCUGAAAUCGAGAUAUGCAAGAACUUUCAUAAUAUUUGACUUACACAGGAGAACUUUUAAUUUCUCAAGGUCCGUCCACUGCCACAAGAAGAACUAAAUGCGACUAAACUGAACGAUUUAUUUGCUGAACAUUUGGCAAAUGGUGACACUUUGGCAGCCCUGAGCCUGGCUUCUUUGUUGAGCUCGACAAUGAAUACUCUGGGGUUUGGCAGUACAACAAGUCCAGAACAGGUACAGUUAAACAAUGUUGUACCUGACCUUGAUAUACCUGAAUGGCUAAUGUUAUGCCCGUUACCAACCAAUGAGCUCCAUGUAUACUGGAGUGAUCAUCCAAUCACAUUGCCUGACCGUUCAUCUUACGAAUAGCUACUUUAGGCUAUGUGCCCAUUUCAUAACGAUACGUACUGUAUAAUUCUCGACAGGUACGGGAGGAAAUGCUCACGUCGCUAUCUGGAUUAAAACCACAAGAUAUGUCUGCAAGCAUGCAAGUCAGCGGUUCACUUAGUCAUUUGGUGGGAGGACCAGACCAGAUGACUCCAAAAGCACAGGUAAAAACAUGCAACGAGUUUCACAGCGCUAGUGGUGUCAAAUUUUUAUCAUAUGUAGGAUUUUCAAAUAUUAUCUUACAUAUUUCUUGCUUUCCAAUUAAUCUCCCCCAUCUUUUUGCCCAACCUACGUUUAAAAUUUGCCCGAUUUCAAUUUUCUGAGGGGAUUGCCCCCUCCACCACCGCCUCGUACCUUAUGUAUCUAUUUGUUGCUUUCUUCUCUGUAGGAAGGGCUACAUUAAAAAUGCUUAUUAGCAUUAACUAAUGUCGGACCAUUGUGGCCUCCUUUACCAAAAGGGCCACUUAAUUUCCAAACACUUGCUAACGAGCUUCGACUAUUUGAGACAUAUUAAGAACUCCUACCACCCUUUGUGUUGGACUCUACGGAACGUUGUUUCCCCAGAACUUUGCUUCAUGUUCAAUCAUGAUGCAGCCUCAUUUAGUUAUAAGUAGUAUAGUUUUUGCAUUACAGUAUGGAAAGGGCCAUUUACACGACACGACCAGUCGUGAUAGUGGUGAUACAAUUGUCAUUCUGGCGUACUGAUGGAAACGACUAUUCCUGUUCAUUGGUUUAUAUGGCGAAAUUUGAAAUGUGACAUCUUCACACGCAUUUAUUCUAGUACAUACGCCAGGAUAAGAAUUGCAUACGACUGGUCGUAUUGUGUAGACGGGCCUCAAGCGGAACAAUUUGACUGUCGAUUAUCAAGGGAUCAUGUAUAAAUUCUAUUUUCAGGACGCAGCCCUCACGGUAACUGAAUCUAUCGUAGAAAAGAUGAAAAGUUUAGUGGAGGACGACGAAGGAUUUAAGAACGUCAAGUCUACGGCCACCAACAUUCUUGGAAGUCUGGGCAGCAUGAAUAGCGGCAGUUCAAAAGAUUCUGGAUCAUUGCCACAGAAUAAAACCGUCACUGCAGUAUGUACAUUUCUUUACCCUACGCACGGUGGGACUUCUGAACUGUAUAUAACCGACACCACGGGGCUUCGGUGGCGCGAUCGUCAGGGCAAGCGCCUUUCACCUCUGAGUUCGUGGGUUUGAUUCUCGCUGCGGACUCAUGUGAAAAGAGUCCGUCAACGCUUUACCGAAAGUUGUGGGUUUUCUCCGGGUACUUCGGUUUCCUUCCACAGGGAAAGUUGACAGGGUGGGUUGGGAUUAGCCCCCUAACUGACCCUUCCACCGUAGCUGUGCUCGUGAUCAGACAUGAGUCAUAAGGUGGCUAGUGCCAGUGGCGCUCUUAGAAAGCCUUCGACCCUAUCAGGUUGAGCUGCGUCCUUCGCAAUAGACCUUAUGCAUAAUGACGUCACAAGGCUUGAUGCCGGCGAAGAAUGCUGAUCUUAGUAGUCAUCGCCCGGGGAAAUUACGAUAGUGGCCAUUUUGAAUUGUUUAAUUUUCCCGGGCGAUGACUACUAAGACCAGCAUUCCUCGCAGGCAUCAUGCCUUGUGACGUCAUUAUGCAUAAGGUCUAUUCAACUUGGCUCUCAGCUGCAAGUAAAGCCUGGUCAAACGAGAAUGAGAGUUGAUGAGAGUUGAGAAGUGAGAGUUUGCAUGAGGGUUUUCUCAACUCUCAUGCCCCGGUCAAACGAGAACAAGAGUUGCAUGAGAGUUGAUGAGAGUUGAGAAGCGAGAGUUUCCAUGAAGGUUUUCUCAACUUUCAUGCCCCGGUCAAACGAGAACAAGAGUUGCAUGAGAGUUGAUGAGAGUUGAGAAGCGAGAGUUUGCAUCAGAAAUUUUCUCAACUCUCAUGCCCCGGUCAAACGAGAACAAGAACUGCACGAGAGUCGAUGAGUGUUGAUUGGCUAUUACAUCUCGCGUAGCGAAAAUUCUUAUUAACUCUCAUGAAAAUUUGAACCCGUUCAAAAUCAAUCAGUGUUGACGAGAGUCGACGAGAGUUACUGGUGAUCAACUCUCAUCCUCGUUUGAUUGUGACUUAAGGAUGCUUAAACGCACCCCUGUUUACUUUCUUACUCCUCUCAUUUACGUCUUGUUACAUUGAAAAACUUCAUUACAUAGGUCAAUGCUCAACGUACUAUUGAUGUGGUGGGACAACUUCAAGGAAUCUUACUGGAUUAUUUGGUUACCAACGAAGGACCAAACAUCGUUAAGACCGAAACGCUCUCGAUCAGUGCCGAGAAAAUCUCUGCCAAUGCCUUCGGAGAGAAAGAAAGUACAUUAAAGAAAGGUCGCUUUAAACCUCCGUCUGCUGCUGCUUUUGGACUCGGGGAUGGUAAGUAGUAAAACAGGCAGGGUUCCCAAUAGAAGCCGACACCCGGCAAAUUUCGCCGCCUAUAACGUAGACAAUCGCCGGUGGUUACUCGAAAUCAUUCCCACUUGCCACAGAAAUUGAAAGGUUUCAUGCUUUCCAUGCAUUCAAAACAACUCUCCAAAAUUGCGGGAAACGUCAUUUCAAAGGUCUUCAAAAGGUCUAAGUUUCAAAAUCUUUACGGGAAAAAGACCUUGGACCCCCUCCCCCUAGACGGGCGUUACCUUCGGCACCAUAGAGGCGCCUACUUCUUUCAAAAAGCCUCUUAUUCCAAAUUAUAUUGGGAUACUUACCAUAAUUUGUCCAAAAAAUUAUAAAAAGUCGCUGUUAUGUAGACUUAUCUCGCAGACCUCGGCUGAAAUGCCACCCAAAAAUGGCGGCGUGAGAAAGGCCAAUUCAGUGUAAUGUAUUGUGAUGUAAUGUAAGGUGAUUACCUAACCAUGUUAUUUCUAAUUCAAUAUUUUUGUUUUAUUUUUAAUGAAGUUCUUUCAAAUCCCAACAAUUCAUUUCUUCAAAUGCAACCUAUUGAUGUCAAGGUAGGACGAACUAUUUUAACCACAUUAAGAGAUCAUAUCAAGCAAUCGAUUACCAUUGAUACUUUAUUUAACUAAAUAAUCAAUUAAUUACAUUUUUUAGGUGGCAUUGUUUGACAAGAAUCCAUUCAGUUGGGACAACACCAGUCAAAGUGUCACAUCAAACGUAAUGGACAUUGUAGUUGAAUCACAAUCACUGAAUGUGUCGUCUUCGAACCUCACUGAAGAUAUUGCCGUUACAAUACCUCGCGAUCCAACACAGUUUGUAGAUGGUAACAACUCUUUCUACUUGAAGCCACAUGAAAUGAAUUCAACAAGCAGAACAAAGGAUUAUAUGAAAUUUCAUUGCUUCACGCGACGAAGUAACUACACCGCUAUGAAUUUCGAAAUCAAACCAGAAGACCUUGGAAUACAUAUAAAUGUAAGUGACCUGAGCUCGAUAACCUUGUAGCAAAUUGUCAAUAAGCAGUUGACAACUUGUCAACAAGCUGGGAAAUCCUGUUGACAAGUUGUUGGAACAGUAUUGCUACAAGUCUGCUGCAGGUUUGUUACAACUUGUGCGUUUUUAUGUAUCUAUCAGCAUGAUAUAAUCCUAAUGUCCAGUUUCCAUGCAGAAAACACAAGGAAAGCGUAUAAUAUAUUCUAUAAUAAGUGCACCCUUUGUCGUUUAUUUCUAUCAGGUAUUCCUGAAGAAAGGUGGUAAGCCCGACGCAAAGACAGGAGAUUAUGAAUUCGCUUACAAACUUCCAGACGUCAGUACUUGUAAAGUCGGUAACGACAGCGUCCAUACCUCACAAUCGCAGUCAGGUUUUGACGAAACUGUCCAUAUUGACCCAAGCAAGUGUGCAAAAGAUCCAUAUACAGUGUUUGUGUCAAAUGUUGAUUUUAAUGGCACUGGGGAGUACUGCUUUGGUAAGUUCUAACGAAUAUUUCAUAGGUGAAGAUAUUUUAGAGAAAAGAUAUUCAAAGCUCUUAAGGUUGGUUCACCCUAUCAAAGUUUCUGUGAUCACACGAUAGGAUUGUACGAAACGUUUGAGCGAACUGAUUCUGUCUUUAACACGGAGUCAUUUCCCUCAAGAACGUCUUACAAAUCAUUCAAAACUUAGAAUUUACCCAUUGCAAAAUUUCUACUGUGAUCACAGAAACUUUGAUAGUGUAAACCAGCCUUUAAACGGGAUGCGGUUAGCUAUUGUACUUCCCUUUACCUCGAUCUGACUCUAAGUUAUGCCUGCUACUGCAAGUCUAGGGUAGAGACUUUACUUUAUUGCGCUGACUUGAAAUUUAGUCCAGUUCUCAUAGUCGGAUUUGAAUUAUUUUGAGUUUUGUUGGUUUUCUAUUGUGCUUCGAGGUUUUUCUCCAGGUACACCGUGUUUUUACUAACCGUUGGGAAUUUAAGGACGUUUUCCACUUCGCCCGUAUCGUACCGUAACGUACCGGUGAGCAUGCGCAGCUUGAAAAUGGGUUUUCAAAUUUACGUAUUUCCGGUUGAUUCGCGUAUCAAAAUAAAAAGUUCGUCGCAAGUCAACUUUUUAACGUGCUAUGGAAGUAUUCAUCAAUCAACAUUCACUAAAUUUUGAAAUUUAAAAUUUGUUUUGGGACGUGUCGGUAUGUUACGCUUGUUGUGGAAAACAGCCUUAAUAAUAACCGUUGGGGAUUAACGGUCAGAGCAACUGAAUGCAUAAUUAGUCAAUUCGGCAUUGUAUAUUUCAUACAUGAUACAUGAGUUAAAUCGCUGGCGGAGGUAUGCAGAUGACCUCUAGUUAUGUAACCACCCAACGCAGGUAAGAUACCUAUAUAGUUUUGUUUCCAUUUCAGGCGUACAACAUACCGAACUGUUCCACAAUGAGACCUACCCGGAUCCCGAGUCGACCUUCAGCUCUCGAAACCGACGUUCAGUCUCGUGUGAAGUGGGUGCAAGACGCGUUCGUCGUUCUUGUGUCAUCAUUCCACCCGCUCCACCCAAACCUACCGACUCCCCCGGUAAGAUGAAUAUCUUGGUUGCAGACAAUCUUGGUUUUGAUGGCAAGUUCUUUUACCCCAACCAAACUCCGAACUACAACCUGACGAUGUUUGAAUCCAGUUGUAUCUUCUGGGAUGUUGUCAAUGAAACGUGGAAAGGAGAAGGCUGCAGGGUGAGUAUGAAACGCUGAAAAAGAUUUUUAGUCUGCGACGGAGAGUAUGAAUUGGUAUAACAAUGCUGCCAUCGCGCUGCCAGGAAAUUUUAACAAAAUAUCUUCGCAGCAAAUUUUUUUACAUCCUGCAGAAAAUUUUUGUCAUCUUGUAUACUGGAAGUCCAUAUAAUUUACUUAUUGUUUACAAAAGUGUUUUGCAUAUCGAGAUUGUCUUGUGCCGAGAUUAAAGUGUAUCACACUGUGCUGCACUAUACGUUCUCUGAAAUCUACAUAUGGAGGACGGUUUUAUAUUUGACUUACACAGGAAAUUUUAGUUUUGGAUUUUCUUGCCAGGAAGAGAAAUAUAUUUUCUAGGCCUGAUUCAAUUCCGGCAAAAUGCAGUUUUCGUACAGUAUUUCUCCAGUUUGCCUCUACUAAAUACCAAGGAUUGACCAUUACUAGACCUCUGCAAAGAGCAACAAAGAACUGAUAGAGUUAUCCAGUACAAAUUUCUAAAUUGUGAUUCUUUCUUAAAAGGUUGCUCUGGGCACCAACAGAGAAAAAAUCCUCUGUCUUUGCAACCAUUUGACGUCGUUUGGAAGUGAUCUUCUGGUUGCUCCAAACCCAAUUGACUUCGACUCAGUUUUCAGCAAUUUUGGUAGUCUUGCUGAGAAUGUUGCUGUACUGGCGUUGAUAUCAACCAUUCUUGGUGUGUACAUUAUUGGAGUUAUCUGGGCAAGGCGAGCGGAUAAGAGAGACUUAUUGAUGGUAAGUAUGUUGGUCUCGCUUUGCCUUGCUUGUAUUGUCUGAGCAAGUACCUUGACUUGCUUUAUUUUAUUAUGCCUUACUAUCCCUUACCAUACCUUGCGAAACCAUGCCAUACCAUAAAGUACCAUACCUUUUACCAUACUUAUUACACCUCACCAUACCAUACUUUAAACUACCAUAUUAUACCAUACCUUACCAUACCAUACCAUACCUACCAUACCAAACAUAUCAUGUCAUCUCAUACCUUACUAUACUACACAUACCACGCCAAACAUACCAUACCAUACCAUGCCAUGCCAUACCAUACCAUACCAUACCAUACCACACCAUACCAUACCUACCAUACCAUACCAAACAUAUCAUGUCAUCUCAUACCUUACUAUACUACACAUACCACGCCAAACAUACCAUACCAUGCCAUACCAUACCAUACCAUACCAUACCAUACCAUACCAUGCCAUACCAUACCAUACCAUACCAUACCAUACCAUACCAUACCAUACAACGUAUCAGACUAUACCGCGUCAUACCUUAUCAUGUCAUACCACACCUUAAUCAUGUCAUACCACACCAUACCACACCAUUCCAUAUCAUACCCUACACCAUAUUGUAUCGCACGAUACCAUUUCGACCAUACCUUACCCACACCCUUACAUUACUCUUGCUAAUUGUCUAGUUCAUUAAAUUCUUACAGAUUGGUCCAACGGUCAUUCAAAAAGGGAAAGGAAACUAUUGCUACCUCAUUACAACCGCCACUGGCAGCCGACAAAGCGCAGGAACCACGGCCAGGGUUGUGUUUACUAUGUCUGGCGAUCAGGGUGAGACACUACCAGUGUGGUUGCACGAUCGAGAAAGACCGUGUUUUGAGAGAGGCCAAACUAAUUCCUUUGUCAUUGCAUAUCCUCACGGAGUUGGCGAUUUGAGCUAUGUCCAAAUAUGGCAUGAUAAUUCAGGUACAGUAGAGCCCGAAUUAUUUUCGGAUCGGCCGGAAUGGAUGAAUCAUAAAACAACUCCACUCUUAUCACCAGCUGGAUGUAUUUCUUACGCCAAGUUUUUCGUCGCUUGGCGUAAGAAUGAUACAAUGUCUGCGAGCAGGCUAAUUUGACACCUGUCUCAUUUAAACGGUACUUAAAAACUUGCGCUCUUAUUUUACAGGUUCAUCGCCGUCUUGGUAUCUCAGCCGAUUUACUGUGAAAGAUCUUCAGACUGGUACAACAUGGAAACUAGUUUGUGAGAACUGGUUGGCUGUGGAAUCCGAAGAUGGAAAAGUAUGUCGACUUCUACCUGUGGCCAACGAACAGGAAUUGACAAACUUUAAUCACGUUUUUUCGAAAAAAGCCCUAACAGGUCUUGCAGAUGGCCAUAUAUGGUUCUCUAUUGUCUCCAGACCUCCAACCAGUAACUUCACGCGCGUCCAACGUCUCUCGUGCGCUCUUUGUCUGCUAUGUUGUACAAUGAUCACCAGCGCGAUGUUUUAUAACAUGGGAGGCCAGGGUCCGAGUCCUUUCGCAGUUCACAUUGGGUCGCUGGUUAUUGAUUUAAAACCGUUUGUGAUUGGCUUACAGAGCAGUGUUAUUAUUGUCCCGGUAAAUGUAUUGAUUGUGCAAAUUUUCCGCAAUCUCCGACCAAAGAAAGAAAAGCCGCAGAGAACUUCUGUUUACGAGGUAGAAAAAGACGAGCAUGGCAGAGAAAAGGAUGAAGAUUUGGCGAGAAAAGAGGAAGACAUCGUCCAUGGUGUUCAAAUUGAAAACCAGAAUCCACCCAAAGGCAAACUUCCGUACUGUUUUAUCUAUCCAGCCUACGCGAUCUGUUACCUCGCCUCAGCUGCGUCGAUAUUUUUCACUUUACUCUACAGUAUUCAGUGGGGGAAGGAAACCUCUACUGAAUGGGUGAUUGCCAUGGUAACGUCAUUCUUCCAAUCAGUAUUGCUCCUGCAGCCAAUCAAAGUUGUUCUUGCGGCUGUCGUGUUUGCGCUGUGUGUCAAGUCCGCCAGCGACAGCGAGGAGGAGCGAUAUGACGAGGGACUGGUGAUUAGAAAGCCUGAUCAAGGGAAACAGGUUGCUGCGAAUAACUUGGCUGAGCUGGAGAGAAAGAUGGAAGCCAUUGGUAAACCACUCGGAAAACUAAAACGAUAUUACAGGUAAUUCAUGCUUGGAGAUAUUGUAUACUGUUUUUGGAUCAGUCUGUUAGAAAGGUAUGCAUCAGCUUUAUAGCUUUCAGGACGAUAUAUCAUAAAUUAUCCCCCUUGUUCACUUCGCUUACUCGUGACAUUUGUGAUAUCGUCCCUCAAGCGAUGAGCCUAUACUUAAAUGAUACUGUAUUUCUCUCAAAUAUUUGAUCUUCAUUUAUUUUUUCCAGUCCGCCAGAUCCCGCCAGAUUACGAAAAGCAAGAGAAAAACGUCUGAAAGAGCUUAAGAUGAACGCAGCUUUGAAAGAGAUUUUCGCUUUCUUUGUCUUCCUUAUUUUACUCAUGGAUGUGGCCCAAUAUCACAGGCACCCAGACACAUUUUUACUUACAAAGACUUUGUAUGAGACUUUCGAAGAAGUAGACGGCUAUGGAAUUGACUUAGCUGCUGUAAGUGAAUUAGUCGCCAACACAGGAAAGACUGUAAAUACUAGCUGCCAUACAGUAAUUUUUCCAAAGGGCGCGUCAUCAGAAUUGGUCGCUUUUGUUUAAUCAGCAAACCAUUAACACAACAUUUUCAUUUUACUUUUGUUAAUUUGCCCAAGCAAAGGAUGCAGCGAAUUUGGUUGUCUUCUGAAUCCAUAUUCAGAUAACAGUACUGUACCUUCACGUUUGAGAUAUCUUUUUCAGAUAGCUCAGACACAAACCGCGGCAGCUUAUUGUAGACAGCCUACAAUGGGCCACCACGUUUGAACUAUCUUUUCAGGUAGUUCACACACAAAGGUAGCCUACGUUGUAGACCCCAGCAGAAACAACGUAGGUUAAGUUAUGUAACUCAGCAAUGCUUGCUUAAUUUUCCCUAGUCUAUAAAAUAUUUAUUGUUCUUUACAGAUCUCAGACGGAGAUUCUUUAUGGAUGUGGUCACGUGAAACACUCGUCCCAGGCCUCUACGCAAACGAGUGGUACAAUGGCAAGAAGAUAGAGAAAGGUUGGCUCGCGAAUACCGAGGACUAUCUUGUGGGUGUCCCGCGUGUUAGAUUAGUUCGCGUGGAGGAAGGUAAAUAUAAAACCAGAGCCACGGGCGAACUAGCUGGAAACCAAUGUUACUAGCUAUUGUUCACAAAAGGUAGUUUUGAGGAGAGCUGAUUUGCAAACUGAGCAAUUCACGACAUGUCCAGCAAAUUCAACGCUGAAAAAAGUUCAUCAAGAUUUUCCAAGUGAUGCGUGUUGUGUCCAAUUUGUUUUUUGCAACGCUGUCUUUGUAACAUUGAUACCAAUCGUAGCGUUUGGGUUCAAUUCGUAAUUCAAGAUGGCGUUUAGCAAACAAAAACUUGCUAUUCUAACCUUAUUUACGGGUAUAGCUAGCUCACUCUUUCAAAUGACGUCUGCCAAAUUUUUGUUUUUGGUAAAUAUAUACAGGAAAAGACGACUGCAUAGAAGGGUGGGAGCAAAAGCUGUUUACCCUUGUGCCGUAACGUUUCGCGAACGAACCAAAAACCGAUCCGAUACAAUGAAAUAUAGCUUCAGUCACAAGUUAAUGUUUUCCAAGCGCUAAUGGCUUAUCCGCUUCAAUUUUAGAUUCGUGUCCAGUCUCCAGCUACUUCAAGGACAUCAUUCCACAUUGCUACAGUGGUUACUCUGUGACCAGCGAAGAUGAUGACAACUAUGGGGUAGGCUGGGAACCAUUGACCAGUGAGACCUCUCGAAAACGUCGCGACGUCGCAGGGCCAGAGACCGAGACUGAGUGGACGAAACUUUUGGCCAGCGGUAGCGAGAUGGAACAUAGCCGUGUGGAGAUUAGACACAAAAGGGGUUUGGAUCCGAUUAUGGGUGGAGCUAGCGGGAAGAAUCGUCGAAAAAAGAAGCGGUUACUGGCUAGUUCUAAACCUAAGGAAUAUCGAGUGAACGACAAUGCAUUGUUACCGGAUGGUAGAGUCCUGUCUUGUCUUGAGAGAUGGGAUCAUCAAAGCAUGAUAGACCUACGUGGAUUCCCCUACUGGGGUACAAUCACCAUGUACAGUGGCAGUGGUUACGUAGCAAACCUUGGCUACGACCAAGUGACAGCUUACACUGUUGUCGCGGACUUGCAUUCGAAUGGUUGGCUUGACGUUCAAACACGUGCUGUGUUUGUGGAAUUCACCGUGUACAAUGCGAAUACGAACCUAUUUGGUAUUCUUUCAUAUUUCGUAGAAUUUUCCCCGUCAUCAAUGGUUGUCACCACUUCCCAAUAUCAAGUCGCAAGGUUCUACCUCCAUCUUACAGGCGGGCAAACACUGGCUCAUGUCUUGGUCAUAUUCUUCAUGAUGUAUUUCCUGUAUAGAGAGGGAAAACUUGUCUAUAAACAACGCUGCGCUUACUUCAAAGGUUUCUGGAAUUGGAUUGAAGUUAUCCUCGUUGUCUGCGAGUUUCUGCUGAUCGUUCUCUUCCUUGCGCGUCUGUUCGAAGUUGAUAGAAAUCUUCUUCAGUUACGAGAAAAUCCAAACGAUUACGUUGGUUUUCAGUACGCUGGAAAUGCGGAUGCGCUGAUGACCUACAUUCUUGGCGUCUUAGUGUUCUUCUAUAUUUUACGUUUCUUACGCCUGUUGAGAUUCAACAAAAACUUCCUGGUUAUUGGCAAAACAUUCCAGAGGAUAACUGCACCAAUUCUGAGCUUCUGUCUACCUUUCAUCGCCGGAUUUUUUGCAUUUGCCCUGCUUGCAUUCGCUGUAUUUGGCUCAGAACUUGAAGACUACAGCUCAUUUAUAAGGACGAUGGUGACUCAAUUCAGUAUGACUUUAGGAGACUUUGAUUUCGAGGCCAUAUUUAUGGUCAACCCGACCGUUGCAACCCUCUAUUUCUUUUCGUUCAUUGGAUUAAACGUGAUGGUCUUGAUGAACAUGUUCAUAGCCAUCAUCAACGAUUCGUUUGCCGAAGUACAAGAGGAAACCGCCAAUAUUCAGAACGAACUAGAGAUCGUUGAUUAUGUUGCAGCGAGGAUUACGCGCGGUUUUAAGGAAACAUUUCAUCGCGGUAAAGUCGUUCCUGUGAAAAAAAAGCGAUCAAAGAAACACAAGCGAAAGUCAAGGAAGCAAUUACCUCCCUACGAACAGAUGUACACGGAGCUGGAUUUACGCGUGGAGAAAUUGGAGCUUUUUGUGGACAUUAUCGACAGAAGUAUGGAAGUAGAUGAGAUGGAGGAGAAAAGAUUUUGUUCAGUGCCAGAAGACAAGCAACAAGAUUUAUAUUUCCGUCUUUUGUGUUCAAUGGAAAGCGCUCUUGACGAUAGUGAAGACGAACUUAGUGAUUCUGAAACUGAAAGUGAAGAGGAAAUGACAAAUGGUCAAUAGAGCUGCCGGAAGCACACGAGUUUUCGCACGACUCGCGAGAAAAUAGCCUCGCUUGUUUUCGGGUUUUGUAAACCUGAAAUGUAAACCUAAGUCAGACCGAAAUGUUUCGUUUUGGUCCUCAUACCACUACCCGCUACCUCUCACUGUCUUAAGCCCAUUCUCCACUAAGCGAAUUUAUUCGCGCGAAGCGAAAAACAAAUCUUGGCAAUCGGUGAAGUUGGAACAGUUCCUACUAUUUUAUUGUUCGCGCGCACAAAUUCGCCUAGUGGAAAAUGGGCUUUAGUCCGCAUCUGAUUGGUUAAUCGGUGGAUUAAUUAAACGCAUCUGAUUGGUUAAUCGGUGGAUUAAACGCAUCUGAUUGGUUAAUCGAUAGAUUAAACGCAUCUGAUUGGUUAAUCGGUAGCAAUCGGUGAUAGUUUUUCAGGUAGUUGUAUCUCUCUUACACCGCAGCUGUCUCUAAUGCUAGUUGUAGCGGUAGUGGAAGUAAAAUCUGAAUCUCUCAUAUCUUACAUGAGUCAAAAUACAAGAACCUUCCCGAUUCCACGUUUUUAGUCUGUUGACAUUUUCUGUAAUUUGUUCUGUAUUACUGUAACGGUUAUGAAUUUAUAGACAAAUACCGCGAUAAAAUUGAAAUUUCACAUCUUUUAUGCGUUAACAUGCAGUGAAUCUAACAAAGAAGCAUCCUUCGCUACAAAUUAUCUUAUAAAAGCAAAUAAAACUAAAUGUUGUUGCCGUAUUUUGCUAAAAAUUGGGUAACCGCUACAGAAAAACAGAGCAAUUUACAGAAAAUUACAAUAGAGAAGAGAAGCGAAAGUAGGAAGGUUCUUGUAUUUUCUCUGUAAGUCGCCCAGUUAUACUCAAGACCCGACCGAUUGAAUAUUUAAUCAUACCGAUCUGAUUGCGUCUGAAUUACUCAAUAUUUAGUUUUCUCCUUCUUGCGCCGCACCGACCUCUUGUAUUUCAUAUGAUGAAAAGAAUCACAGUAACAUUAUUUUUUACUCUGACAACAUUGAACCAGUUGAGUACUAUCUGGUUUGAACGAUUAAAAUAAAAGUGAAACUCAAGAUCAAUAUAACUUGCAAGGUUCAUAAAAAAGCAUUUGAAAACUUGUAAAUCUUGUAAGAAAUAAAAGUGAUUGGAA